GCUCCUGGGAUUCUCCACCAACUUCGUGUUUCUCCUCCAGUUCUUCUUGGCUGCCUUGGCUUGCAUCUUCAGCUUCAGGUGCUAGAUCAAGGUGACCCUGCAGUUCGUCCUGACGAUGGGUGGCGGCGGCGUCGACGACUGUUUGCUGCGCUGCCCUUGUUCUCGUCGGAAAGGUUGGCUCCGGCAAGAGCGCCACCGCCAAUACCAUCCUGGGAUACAACGCGUUCGAGUCGGAGUACUCCUACAUCAGCGUCACGGCGACGUGCCAGAUGAGGAGCACGACGCGUAGCUUUGGCGACGCGGCGGCGCCGCGCGCCGUCAACGUUAUCGACACGCCUGGGCUGUAUGACAUUAACGUGACAACAGAAGACGCUCGUAAGGAGAUUGCCAAGUGCCUGGACAUGUCCAGGGAUGGCAUACACGCCAUGCUCAUGGUUUUCUCAGCUGCUAGUAGGUUUACUCCCGAAGAUGCGGAUACAAUCUAGUCCAUCAAAAUGUUUUUUGGGGACAAGAUUGUUGACCAUAUGAUACCUGUAGGAAGAUGCUAACUGACGAGAACGCCAGAUAUCUGCAGGACACAGUUCAGGCAUGUGGAGAAAGGGUCCUUCUCUUUGACAACAAGUCCAAUGAUGAGCUGCAACUACAGAAACAACUAGCAGAACUGUUUGAUGCAGUGGACUCUGUAAUAGCACGCAAUAGAGGGAAACCCUUCACAAACCAGAUGUUCACUCAGAUUCAGGAAGUUUAUGCUACAAAAGAAGAGAUUCGAGGCGAGGAAUUUUCAGCUGAAAAACUAUUGAAAUCUCAGAAAGAGCUAUAUGAUGGGCAUAUUAUGCAGAUUGCAAAGAUGGUUGAGGAAAAGCUUAACAGUACAAUAGAGAGUCUGCAACAACAACUAAGGGAAGAGCAGAAAGCAAGACAGAAAGCCGAGAAGAAGGUGGCAGAAGCAGUUCUGCGAUCAAAGGAGGAGACCAAAAGACUAAGGAAGGACCUAGAGAAGACCCAACAGGACAGCGACAAAGCGCGUCAGUUUUAUGAGAAAUUCAAAUGAUGGAGUGCACCAUUAUGUGAUCGUCUUCAAAUGGGAAAAUGUUCAGCAGGGUUUGCAUGGAGGAUUUCUAUCUGCUUUCUUGAUUGGAGACUUGGCGCCAGCCAUUACUAGAUGAACUUUUGCCUCACGUUAUCUAUAUGCUCUUAAUCUUAAGUACUCUGUAGUAGUUGAAUACUUGAACCAUAUGUUCUUCAGACUGAGCUGUUCUUGCUACUGUAUUGUACGUCGUGUGGUA
This is a messenger RNA of Setaria italica (foxtail millet), 1286 nucleotides long. RefSeq names its product immune-associated nucleotide-binding protein 9-like. The transcript is spliced from 6 exons. The record is from RefSeq and is a predicted model, not a curated record. Lineage: Eukaryota; Viridiplantae; Streptophyta; Magnoliopsida; Poales; Poaceae. The coding region runs from base 542 to 1051 and encodes 169 amino acids. Gene Ontology annotation, molecular function: GTP binding.